Messenger RNA from Camponotus floridanus (Florida carpenter ant), 3205 nucleotides. RefSeq names its product GPI ethanolamine phosphate transferase 1. Gene Ontology annotation, biological process: GPI anchor biosynthetic process. The record is from RefSeq and is a predicted model, not a curated record. The coding region runs from base 253 to 2859 and encodes 868 amino acids. NCBI's taxonomy places the organism in Eukaryota, Metazoa, Arthropoda, Insecta, Hymenoptera, Formicidae. Gene Ontology annotation, cellular component: endoplasmic reticulum membrane. Gene Ontology annotation, molecular function: mannose-ethanolamine phosphotransferase activity. The transcript is spliced from 8 exons.
UUAUGUUGUCUCAAAAUUUUAAGAGAGUCCGUUACCGCCUUUGGACGGGAGCGGAUGUGUUCCUGCGUGUUCUUCGCGCAGAUUUUUGUUUUAAUAAAAUUUUUGAGUUUCUCCCUCUCUCAAGGGCUUCGACAGUGGCACCGUUAACCAGUUGUUGGCCUGAAUAUACUGAUCGCUCCUAGAUCAGAGGUGACCAUUAAAAUUCAAAGAAAGAAAGAAGAAAAUUUUAAGAAAUUUCGAAAAUUAUUAAAAAUGUUCGUGAAAAAGUUACUCGAUAUCGCGAAUUGUCAAUUGUCUAAUCCAGAAAGAAAAAAAAAUAAGCAAUGGCUCGAGACAGACAAUAAUUAUUUGUUCAGUCUAUGGGGAUUAAUUGUACACUUGAUUUUAUUAUGGGGUGUGCUUGACGUUAAUUUUCAUUCGCCUAUCAUUAAAGAAUUGCCAGUUGUACCAGCACCGAGUGGCUCACCAGCUAAAAGAGUAUUACUUUUUGUAGCGGACGGUCUGAGGUUUCAGACGUUCAUAGAUAAGUCACCACCUUAUCUCAGAGAUGUAAUAAAGAAUAAGGGUGUUUGGGGAAUAUCUCAUACAAGAGUACCCACAGAAUCAAGACCAGGACAUGUCGCAAUUGCAGCAGGAUUAUAUGAGGAUCCCAGUGCUAUUUUUAAGGGAUGGCAAGAAAAUCCAGUGGAUUUUGAUUCUGUCUUUAAUCAAAGCUAUGCUACUUGGGCUUGGGGCAGUCCAGAUAUAAUUCCAAUAUUCACAAAAGGUAGCAAACGAAACGUUCAUGGAAAAAGUUAUCCAUCUGCAUGGCAAGAUUUUGACUCAAACUUGAAUAAUCAAACAAUGCGCUUGGAUUCAUGGGUGUUUAAUGCUUAUUUGGAAUGGUUGCAGUCCUCAGUAGCUAAAAUGUUGAAAAAUCAGAAUGGUAUCAUUUUAUUUUUUCAUUUACUUGGAUGUGACACUCUAGGACAUGCUAAAAAGCCACAUUCCAGGGAAUAUAUCGAAAAUAUGAACUAUGUCGAUAUGAGAAUUGAAGAGAUUGUGAAUAUGACAGAAAACUUCUUUGGGAAAGAUACCACUACUUAUGUAUUCACGGCAGAUCAUGGAAUGACUGAUUGGGGAUCCCAUGGAAGUGGAUUGCCAUACGAAACUGAAACACCAUUAAUUGUUUGGGGAGCUGGAAUAAAAUCUGGCUUUCGCCAAGAUAUUGAACAAGCGAGUAUAGCUCCCUUGAUAGCAUCUUUGAUAGGAAUUCCUAUUCCUGUAAAUAACGAAGGUGCACUGCCAUGGCAAUAUUUUGAUAUAAAUUAUCAGAAAUAUAUUGGGUAUUCUUUACUCAACAAUGUAAAACAACUUGCAUAUCAAGUAAUGGGAAAUCGUGCUAUAAAUGGUGAGACGAGUAUCGAUUGGCGAGAAACGCAAUUAAAUAGCAGAAUUCGUAAAAUCGAAGAACAUAUUGGUAAAGGAAGUAUAAUAGAUGGAAUUCGAGAAAGUGAAGAAGCAAUUAGUUUUGGCAAGGAAGCCUUGUCAUAUUUCAGACAAUAUCAGCGAAUACGAUUUUUGAUAUAUCUAUCAAUAAUGUGGCUUGGCUGGAUAGUUAUAUUAUUCUUGAAAAUAACUGGAACAAAACGUCGAUGUUUCCGAAUCUCUAUAUUACAAUUUGUAAACAUUGGAUUCGCAAGUCUAUUGAUAAUAAUAUUAAUCAGAUAUACAGUAUCCAAUUAUAACAACUGGAGAUUACUAUGCUAUGCAGCCUUUGCUAUAAUAUCUGUAUGGUUUGCUAUUGUUAAAAUAAUUACAUCGACGCCUGUAUUUAUAAAGAGAAGCAAGAAGAAACUUUUCAUAGAUAUUGGAGGCACAUUAUUAUUAUUAGUAAUACUAUUUGUUGGACUGACAUAUAGAUUUGCGCUCAGCAUAGGAAUAUUAUCUCUUAUAUUGAUACGAAUAGCAAAGUCGAAAAAUGUAUCACCACCUAUGAUUUGGACGUCGAUAGCACUAUGUGUGUUUCCUUUAUUGCCAGUCGUGGAGCCAUAUCCACGUGUUUAUAUUGUGAUAAUUGGCAUUUUUGUAGCAAUGUCGAUGAUAAUUAUCAAUGAGACAUCGCAGAAUCGGAAAACAAUGGAAAUUUUACGUAUAAUCAUUACGAGUCUCGUUUACACAAAAUUUCUCGAUGGUCGAUAUUAUAUAUCGUGGAUUAUUUUACUGACUACACCAUUAUGUAUUUGGUCCUAUCCAACAGAAAACAAGAGAAGGAUGCUGGGUAUAAUGUUUGGAUUUUUCUGCCCUCUUACAUUAUUGUCUGCAUCUUACGAGCCACUCUUCUUCAUUAUACUUACAAUCAAUUUAUUUUAUUGGUUGCAAGUCAUUUCAAAGAGGUCAGGAAAUACACAACAAACUAUUACAAAAGACUUGAUCCAGGCAGCGUUUUUCAUGUUGUACAUAUUAUUGUGUUUCUUCGGCACAGGUAACAUGGCGAGCAUUAGUUCGUUCGAUCCAUCUUGGACGCGUCACUUUGUCACAAUUUUCUCUCCGUUUCUAAUGACAUCGUUGAUUCUUUUCAAACUUAGUAUUCCUUUAAUAUUAGUCGGAUGCGCGAGUUAUUCACUAGAAUCAGAAUACAGGAAACCUAUUUAUUUAGCAGUUCUUUUUUUAGGUGAUUGCUUAUCGUUACCUUUAAUGUACUAUGUCACACCAUACGGCAGUUGGCUCGACAUCGGUAGCGCUAUAAGUAAAUUUAUUAUCGCUCUUUCUCUUCCUUGUCUUUUUGUAUUAUUGCGAUGUCUUUCGUAUCUACUUAUGGAAUUGGAUUUAAAACGAUUUCGAGUCAACUUACUACCUCAAAAGAAGUAUAUUGUAUAAUUUUUUUAUAUAUGUGUAUAUAAAAUUAUAAUAAGAAUUAUAAUUAAAUUAUUAUUUUGUUGAACCAAAGUUUGAAUAGGAUGUUUUAAUCGUGCAUUUUAAACACCCACUUGUUUGUAGACGAUUAAUUUGAGAAUAUAUUAUAUAUUGCAAUAAAAUUUAAUACAAAAAAUGUCGAGAUAACAGUACAUUAUAUUAAUGAACUGUAUGUGACUUAAUUAUCCAUAUAUGCUAUAUUGUCAUUAUAACGAAAUAUACACAUAAUUAAAACAUUGAAUAGGUAUACCUAUGUGCAUGUAUCUGAUGAGAGACUGCAUUUUUAUAUAAUAUGUAGUCAUUCUUGUAU